Molecule: messenger RNA, 1566 nt
Organism: Lontra canadensis (Northern American river otter)
Lineage: Eukaryota; Metazoa; Chordata; Mammalia; Carnivora; Mustelidae
Product: zinc finger protein 2 homolog
Exons: 2
Coding region: 413-1087 (224 amino acids)
Biological process (GO): regulation of transcription by RNA polymerase II
Cellular component (GO): nucleus
Molecular function (GO): RNA polymerase II cis-regulatory region sequence-specific DNA binding; DNA-binding transcription activator activity, RNA polymerase II-specific
Source: RefSeq, a predicted model, not a curated record
AGACACACAGUGCUAUUUCCGGGCUGACGGGACAUAAACAAGGGCAAGUAGUGAGACCCAGGUUGGGGACUGGGGAAAUGCUGCAAUUGUGGGAAAAUGCAGCUUCAAUUCAGACAUUUUCUUCAUGGAGAUUUCUUGUUAAAGAGUAUUUCUAUCAAAUUGACUCAGCUCAAGGCGUACAGCAUAAUUUUAUUUUAAAAAUCAUCAGGAAAUCUUGGUGGGGAAGAAAACUUGUAAAGGCAGUCCAUGUGGAAGACCCUUGGGAAACCUGUCGAAGUUGAAUGAGCAUGGUAAAGAUACCAGCCAGAGCGUAUACCUCUCUACACAUGAGAUAAUUAACAUAGGAGAGAAAUUCUGUGGAUGUAAAGAAAGUGGAGAUUUUUUUAUCUAUAGCUCACCCCUUUCUCAGGUCAUGAGAACUCCUACUAAGGAGAAAUCCUAUGAAUGUAAUGAAUGUGGGAAAGCCUUUAAGAAACUUUCAUCUCUUUCUUACCAUCUGAGAAAUCACGGUAGAGAGAAAGCCUAUGAAUGUAAUGAAUGUGGGAAGUUUUUCUGGCAGAGCCUACACUUCAUUUUACACCGGAGAACUCACACUGGUGAGAAACCUUACGAGUGUAAUAAAUGUGGAAAGUCUUUUAGCCAAAAUUCUCACCUUAAUGUACACCAGAAAAUUCAUACUGGAGAGAAACCCUAUAAAUGUGAUGACUGUGGAAAAUCCUUCAGUGGACGGUCUAAUGUCAGUGUGCAUAAGAGAACACAUACUGGAGAAAAACCCUAUAAAUGUAAUGAAUGUGGGAAAGCCCUUAGCGACUGCUCCUUCGAUACACAACGUGAAAGGAUGCACACUGGAGAGAAACUGUACGAAUGUGAUGAAUGCGGAAAAGCCUUUGGUCACAGCUCUCACCUUACAGUUUACAAGAGAAUCCAUACUGGUGAGAAGCCAUAUAAAUGUAACGGAUGUGGGAAAACUUUCAGUUUUCAUUUAUCCUUCACUCAACAUAAGAGAAUGCACACUGGAGAGAAACCAUAUAAAUGUCAUCAAUGCGGGAAGGCUUUUAAUCAAGGUUCUGAUUUUAUUGGGCACUAAAAAACUCAUAUGAGGGAGAAAAAAAAUACAUAUUUCAUUUUAAUAUAUAAAAACUGUACACAUACAUUUAAAUUUUGUGGGUUUUUUGGUGCAUUCCCAGAGAAGGGUUGAACCUACGUGGCAUUUGAUACCUAGGAAAAAUUUUUUAGUUAGUGAGAUCAAAAGUCUCUUUAGUAAUACUAACUAAUGUGAUUACCCAGUGUGGGAAGGGCUAUUGCUCAGAAGUCAAAACAGGUUGAGGAUAUUUGGCUGAAUGACUGAUGUACUGUCCCAAAGAGCCAGAGUGCCAUUAGUUGCUUCCUUGUUCCCCCAAUGCUAGAAAAUUGGGCUGCUUCUAAUUUGUUUCAGGAAUUCAUUAUAAACUGUAAUUAUGAACACUGUGUAGAAACAUGGAAAAUGCCUAGAAUACAGUUGACCCUUGAACAACACAGUUUUGAACUGUGCAAUUCCACUUACAUGUGGAUUUUUUUCAAUAAAUA